This is a messenger RNA of Brassica oleracea var. oleracea, 1008 nucleotides long. RefSeq lists its product as uncharacterized. The transcript has 3 exons. The coding region runs from base 1 to 1008 and encodes 335 amino acids. Lineage: Eukaryota; Viridiplantae; Streptophyta; Magnoliopsida; Brassicales; Brassicaceae. The record is from RefSeq and is a predicted model, not a curated record.
AUGCAUCGAGUCACUGGAUUUGAUAAGGGAGAGUUCAAGAUCGAUGUGAUUGGUAGAUACCCUUCCAUUGUUCAACAGCCUGUGGUGAAGUAUAUCCGUUUGCCUGUUGUGGAUGAUUCUAGUCUUGAGACCAUGCUUGAGGUUCCAACUUACCACCUUUCUAUCAACAAUGUCGAGUUGUAUUUAGAGGUCACACCGGUGGUUUCUGAUCAAGGCGAUGCUCCGCGAAAGCGUCCUCGGCAAGAAGAUGAUGAUGAUGCAAAUGACCUCAGCGACUCUGUUCCAAAGGAGUUGCUUUUAUCUAGCUCAUGGCUUGAUGAACGCGAGUUGCGUGUUGGGAUGGUUUUUAAAGAUAAAGCCGAGCUAGUUAAAGCAGUGGAGUUGUACUCUUGUAGAAGGCAACGAAAGUCUUCUCCAGGCUUCGAGUUAUACUCUGCUCAUUGGGUCAGUAGAACAUAUUUUCUGGCGGCCGAGCUCGAAGGUCUACUCAAGGCUCGUCCCUCCCUCUCAGUUCCAGAGCUAAGCAAGUGGGUGAAAGAAGAAUUUGGAUACACGGUCUCGCGUGCUGUCAUGUGGGACGCUAAAAAGGAAGCCAUCACUGCGAUCUGGGGAGAUUCGGAAAAGAGUUUUAGCAGUGGCAGUACGAUCUUCUUCCCGGACCCCAAGGAGGCGUCGUUCCGUUCUGUGUUUUGGGCGUUUCAUCAGUCGGUCGAAGGGUUUCCUUACUGCAGACCUGUGAUCAUAGUGGACGCAGUUGACUGCGGUAAACACUCCGGAAAACUGCUAGUCGCCGCGGGGUUUGAUGCUGAAAACCAACUCUUCCCGCUCGUGUUUGCGGUUGUUUCUCAAGAAAAGUUGUCUGCCGAUUCUUGGCGUUGUUUCUUCUCUUGCAUCAGAAAGAAAGCAACGCACAGGGAAGGCCUUUGUCUGAUAACAGCUAUGGAUCCUGACAUUAUUACAGCUGUCAACGAACCUGAGUGUCAGGGCACAGCACCGGUUCUGUCUUAG